AUGAUGGAAAUUAAAGCAAUAGACAAAAAUAUCUCAACAAACAAUGGAAACAAAGUCUCUCAAGUUGACAACAACACUCCAACUAAUAUAAACACAAAUUAUGAUUUGAACCCUGAUGACACCAACGAUUUCGCUGAAUUAGCUACAAUUAGAAGCAGCAUUCAUACUAAAACUUCAUUUGUCGUUGAAGAAGUAAAAUUUCAUUUGUCCCUUUUAACAUUUGUUAUUUUAGCAUAUCACACAAGAUAUUGGAUAGGUAAAUUAUCAGCAUCAUAUUCCCCAAGUUACGUUUCUUCCGGUACUAUUUUAUGGAGUAACAUUCCAGCAUGUUUUUUAAUGGGCAUUUGUCAAAUAAUUCAUAUUGGUGAAUUACAUAUUCCAGUAACUAUAGGAUAUUGUGGUACUUUAUCUUCGUAUUCUGCAAUUAUAAACGAACUUUUUGACCAUUCCACCUCGACUACCUAUUAUCCCAAUAGAGCAUAUGGUAUUAUGGAAUUUUUAUCUGUUAUAGUUGUGGAGUUAACCUCAUCUAUGGGAUCUCUAUUAAUAGGUACUCGAUUUGCCGAGGAAUAUCUGACAAGUAAAAAAAUGGUUUCAUUUUUGAAUAAAUAUGUUUAUCCAAUAACUUAUAUUUUUGGGAUCCCUAUAACAAUUGUAAUGAUUGUAUUAAGUGGGGUUUACUCUAAUUUUUCCAGAGAAUUUUUGGUUGGUAGUCUUUUCAGUAUAUUUGGAGUAUAUUUAAGAUUUUAUUUAUCCAAGAUAAAUCCAAAGUUUACCAUUCCAUGGGGCACUUUUAUAGCAAACCAGGUUGCCAGCCUAAUAGUUGCUGUCUUGGAUCUGGUGUUAACAUCUCGCAAAAACAUAGUUCAGUCUAAAAAUGGACGUCGUGUUUUAAAAGGGCUUUCUAGUGGAUUUUGUAGUGGAUUGAGUACAAUGAGUACUUUUAUGGCUGAGGGGAGAAAAAUUAAAUUAAAAUUUGUACUUAUUUACUAUUUCAUUACUAUAUUCACAUCAUACAGUAUAUUUAUCAUUAUUUUAGGCUCAUAUAAAUGGACCGUUGGAUUGAAUUGA
This is a messenger RNA of Saccharomycodes ludwigii, 1071 nucleotides long. RefSeq names its product FluC/FEX family fluoride channel. Gene Ontology annotation, biological process: fluoride transmembrane transport. Lineage: Eukaryota; Fungi; Ascomycota; Saccharomycetes; Saccharomycodales; Saccharomycodaceae. Gene Ontology annotation, molecular function: fluoride transmembrane transporter activity. The record is from RefSeq and is a predicted model, not a curated record. Bases 1 to 1071 code for a protein of 356 amino acids. The transcript has a single exon. Gene Ontology annotation, cellular component: membrane.